Messenger RNA from Colletotrichum karsti, 1164 nucleotides. RefSeq lists its product as uncharacterized. The transcript has 2 exons. Lineage: Eukaryota; Fungi; Ascomycota; Sordariomycetes; Glomerellales; Glomerellaceae. Gene Ontology annotation, biological process: mitochondrial proton-transporting ATP synthase complex assembly. Bases 1 to 1164 code for a protein of 387 amino acids. Gene Ontology annotation, cellular component: mitochondrion. The record is from RefSeq and is a predicted model, not a curated record.
AUGCAGCGCACAAGACGCCUCCCCCUCCGCCUGUUCCCGGCGACCCAGUCGCUGGUCAGCGGCCGCCAAUGCCUCGGCGCGGCGGCGGCACGAACCAUCUCGACGACCCCCCUCAAGCCCGCCGAGGUCGCCCCCGUAGUCGGCACCGGCCCGCCCCCGGCACCCCCGACCGCCGAAGACGACCGCGCCGCCGAGCUGCGCGCCCGCAUCGAGAGGAGGAGGAAGCAGGCCGAGAUGCUCAAGCAGGCCAAGAACAUCCGCGGCGCCGCGGACGCCAAGAAGGCCGCCGCCGGUGGCGGUACCGCCGCGUCCAGGGCCGCGGGGCUCAAGAGGAGGUUCUGGAACGAUGUCAGCGUGCAGGAGGUCGAUGGCGCCCUCCAAAUCCACCUCGACGCCCGUCCCCUCCGCCACCCCCUCACAAAACAAAUCAUCCGCCUGCCCCCCUCCAAGCAGCACCUCGCCUCCGCCCUCGCGAUCGAGUGGGACCUCCUGACCUCCGCCCAGCAGGCCACGAAGCAGCACCUGAUCCCGCUGACGUCCCUCGUCUGCCGCGCCCUCGACAUCGCCGAGGACGACGCCGCGAGCGCCAACCCGGGCGCCAUCCGCGAGGCCAUCACCACCACCGUCCUCCGCUACCUCGACACCGACUCCCUCCUCUGCUGGGCCCCGCCCCCCACCGCCUCGGACCGCCGCAACGAGGCCGGCGAGGGCCUGCGCGACGUGCAGAAGCGCACCGCCGAGUCCGUCGUCGGGUUCCUCACCUCGCGCGUCUGGCCCGGCAUCGAGAUCGGCCCCGUCCUCGACGGCGACGCCAUCAUGCCGCGCAAGCAGGCCGAGGGCGUAAGGGAGGUCGUCCAGGGCUGGGUGAUGGGCCUCGACGCGUGGGAGAUCGCGGGCCUCGAGAGGGGCGUGCUGGCGGGGAAGAGCCUGGUGAACGCGGCGCGGCUGGUCGUCGAGUGGUCCGAGGGCCCGAACGGGGCGGACCGGGUCGAGGGCGAGGAGAGGUUCGGGGUCGAGGAGGCGGCGACGGCGUCGAGCGUCGAGGUGACGUGGCAGACGGGGUCGUGGGGCGAGGUCGAGGAUACGCACGACGUCGAGAAGGUUGACUUGAGGAGGCAGCUGGGUAGUGUCGUUCUGCUCGUCUCCGGGACGAACCGCAAGUGA